Molecule: messenger RNA, 1610 nt
Organism: Ceratotherium simum simum (southern white rhinoceros)
Lineage: Eukaryota; Metazoa; Chordata; Mammalia; Perissodactyla; Rhinocerotidae
Gene: COQ9
Product: coenzyme Q9
Biological process (GO): ubiquinone biosynthetic process
Cellular component (GO): mitochondrial inner membrane
Molecular function (GO): lipid binding
Source: RefSeq, a predicted model, not a curated record
GUCGGCAGCGUGCCCGCUUCCAAGAUGGCGGCGGCCGUGUCGGGCGCGCUUGGUCGGGUGGGCUGGAGGCUCCUGCAGCUGCGGGGCAUGCCCGUGUCCCGCUGCCGACCAGCCUUGGUGCCACGUGCCUUCCAUGCUGCGGCGAUGCAGCUGAGGUCUUCAGAUGAGCAGAAGCAGCAGCCUCCCCCGUCUUCCCAACAACAUUCUGAGACACAGCAGUCAGAAGAACCCAGUCCAGAGUCUUCUCGUUCACCCCCCAGGUACACAGACCAGGGCGGCGAGGAGGAGGAGGACUAUGAGAGCGAGGAACAGCUGCAGCACCGCAUCCUGACAGCAGCCCUGGAGUUCGUGCCUGCCCAUGGGUGGACGGCAGAGGCCAUAGCAGAGGGAGCCCAGUCUCUGGGUCUCUCCAGUGCAGCAGCCAACAUGUUUGGGAACGAUGGCAGUGAGCUGAUACUGCAUUUUGUGACCCAGUGCAACGCUCGGCUCACCCGUGUGCUGGAGGAGGAGCAGAAGCUGGUACAGCUGGGCCAGGCAGAGAAGAGGAAGACAGACCAGUUCCUGAGGCACGCAGUGGAAACCAGACUGAGAAUGCUGAUCCCGUACAUUGAGCACUGGCCCCGGGCCCUCGGCAUCCUCAUGCUCCCUCACAACAUCCCGCCCAGCCUGAACCUGCUCACCAGCAUGGUGGACGACAUGUGGCAUUAUGCUGGGGACCAGUCCACUGACUUGAGCUGGUACACCCGGCGCGCCGUGCUGGCCGGUGUCUACAACGCGACGGAGCUGGUGAUGAUGCAGGACUCCUCCCCGGACUUCGAGGAUACUUGGCGCUUCCUGGAAAACCGGAUUAAUGACGCGAUGAACAUGGGCCAUACUGCCAAACAGGUAAAGUCCACUGGAGAGGCACUGGUGCAGGGACUCAUGGGUGCAGCAGUGACACUCAAGAACUUGACAGGUCUGAACCAGCGCCGGUGAGCAGGAAGCGGGGUAAGCUGGAGUGCCCAGAAGAAAACCCGCAGAUGUAUUUAAAGGGCUUUGAAAUACGAAGUGCCGUCCACAGAGCAGAGUGUUGAUGAGAAAACACUGAAGGACCUGAGUCACUACCACAGCCACCUGGGAACCACGGGGCACUUGAGGAUACAGCUGGAGCCCACGAUUGGGCCACUUCUUCAGUUCCCAAUACAGGCCCGGCCUCCCUGAUGCCUUUCUGCAUUUCACUUGUGUGAUUGAAACAUGAGGCUCUCGUCCAAGCACUCAAGCCACAGAAACCCAGUGCAUCCCUGUCAUGGUCUCACGGGCACCUUGAUCAUGACUUAACCUUCCUAGAAAUGCUCUCUGGGGCUCUCAAGUCAGAGUCAGGGUCUAAAGCCACCACAAGGUGGCAGCUCAUCGCCAGCACAGCGCAGAAAUGUGCACACAGGUGUCCUUGUAGCCUCUUCCCCGGUGUCCCGAGACGCUGCAUCUGGGAACCCCCUCAGAAAGCUGCUUCACCUGGGACGGGCCUGCUGGACAGUGGUGCUCAGCCUGGCCAGAGGUGUGAUCCCAGGCCUGGUGGCGCAUUACACCAGCAUUAUUAGUGAACUUUAUUAUUAGUGAACUUAGAGUCUAUA